Branchiostoma floridae (Florida lancelet) is the source of this 855-nucleotide messenger RNA. RefSeq lists its product as uncharacterized. Lineage: Eukaryota; Metazoa; Chordata; Leptocardii; Amphioxiformes; Branchiostomatidae. The transcript is spliced from 3 exons. The record is from RefSeq and is a predicted model, not a curated record. Bases 75 to 551 code for a protein of 158 amino acids.
UCGACGGUGGGACAACCUAUAUUCGCUGGGGUAAAACAACAUGCCCGACGAGUGCCACCUUGGUCUACGAUGGGAUGGCAGCAGGCGCGCACUACACCCAUGCGGGCGGCGGGGCGAACUACCUGUGUCUUCCUAAAGACCCGGAGUGGGGGAACCACCAGGACGGAUUCAGCGGGACCAACUCGUAUCUGUACGGCGCAGAGUAUGAGACUCACAACCAGCCACCCUUCGUCGGUAGCGGCCUUCACGACCACGAUGUGCCCUGUGCGGUGUGCCACGUGUCCGGCCGCAGCGCCCACCUCAUGAUCCCGGGCCGCAAGACCUGCAAGGGCGACGGCUGGGUAGCCGAGUACAGCGGCUACCUCAUGGCAGAGUACCACGGUCACCCCCGCACGGAGUGGGUCUGCAUGGACAGCGAGCCGGAGAAGGGGGGUACACCCGUCAACCAGAACGGCGCGCUGUUCUAUACAGUGGAAGGGAGGUGCGGUGUCCUGGAGUGUCCUCCGUACGUGGAUGGACGAGAGAUCACCUGUGUCGUCUGCACUAAGUAGUGCUAACGUCACAUUUGCACAAGGGGACCCCGGCCGGGCAGUUUUGGGGAACGGAAGUACGAUAUAAAAGACAACAAAAACUUUUUUUUCUUUUGUAUCGUACUUUUCGUUCCCUAAAGCUACCCAGCUGGGCCCCGGUUUUCGGAAUGUGACGUAGGCCUAAACGGGCACCGCUGGCUCAUCAUGUUGGAUUAUGACGUAGUUUUCUUCCCUUUUCUCUUCUUGCCACGCCUUGUUCUCACUGACUAGAGCUUGUGUAUUCUAGAAAAAUCUGAAUAAAAGUCUUGCAAAUUAAAUAAAUGCA